AUAUGAGGAGACGAAGAUCAAAAAAACACUGAAGGCAACAGAAUAAAUCCAGUCUCAAGCAGACAGCUGGAUGAGUGUCAAACAAAGGAAGGAACAGCUGGAUCAAGUAAAGCACAAGGAAAAUUAGUUCCAUCCCUAGGGGGAGGGAGAAAGAUUGUUUCGCGAGACCAGAGCUGUGUGGGACCAACUUUACCCGAUAAAACUUUUACAUCAAAGUCAGGGGCAGAUCAGAAGGUCCCAGAGGGAGGGGAAAGAAAAGAGUGGGUGUUCGUAGUAAUUGUGCAGAAAGCGUUAGGGAAAGGAGGGAGGUGGAGUGUGAGUGCAGGGGGGAGAGCAGAGUGGGGAGGUGGGGGAUUGGCAGACGUAGGUGGAGUAAUUCUGCAGAAUAUGAGCUGCUGUCCACAGCUUUCUGGAUGUAAAUUGAUGAGGUCAUAGUGUUUUCCAGCUAAAAAAAAAAAAGUUAAAAAAAAAAGUCUUCAACUUGUUUUUCAAGAGAGACGAAAACACGGAGAAGCUGAAGAAAUGGAGCAACUAGCAAAACUCCUUCUGUGGCAAAUUUUGCUUCAGCAAAGUUCUGUUUAUUUAUAUUCAGUCCCAGCUGAUGCCUCAAACCCAGACAGCGUUGUAGUGUCAGUGUUAAAUAUCAGUGCUACAUUGGGGUCACAGGCUGUUCUGCCCUGCAAGAGUUACCGCAUGGUGUGGACCCAGGACCGUCUGAAUGACCGCCAGCGUGUGGUCCACUGGGAUGUGUACAGCAACUACUACGGAGAUAACAAGAUGGAGAGGCUAUGUGACAUGUACUCAGCUGGAGAUCAACGUGUGUACAGCUUCUACAACCAAGGGAGGAUAUUCAUGCCCCAGAAUGCAUUUACAGAUGGCAACUUCUCCUUGGUGAUCAAAGCUGAGGAUGCAAACCAGUACUGGGAUGGGGAAAAACCUGUGAUUGUUGCCCUAGAAGGCAGCACGGUGAUGCUCCCCUGUGUGAACCAUAACCACAUCUGGACCGAACGGCACAGUGAAGAGGAACAACAAGUGGUCCACUGGGACAGGCAGCCCCCCGGGGUUCCCCACGACCGGGCUGACCGCCUCAUUGACCUGUACGCCUCUGGUGAGCGCCGUUCUUACGGACCUCUCUUCAUCCGUCAGAAGAUGAACAUCACUGACACAGCCUUCGCCCUGGGUGACUUUUCCCUGCGGAUUUCAGAGCUGGAAAGUGCAGAUGAAGGCACUUACUCCUGCCACCUACACCAUCACUACUGUGGCCUGCAUGAGCGCAGGAUCUACCAAGUCUUUGUGACGGAACCAGUGAGAGAGAAGAAGGUGGUGAACCUCACAACUCACAACAUUGCCCCAGCCAUAGAUCCAAAUGUUGUCAGGGGCCACAAUGUAAUAAAUGUCAUCAUCCCUGAGAGCCGGGUGCACUUCUUCCAGCAGCUGGGCUACAUCCUGGCAACUCUGCUGCUCUUCAUUGUCCUCCUCAUCAUUGUGGUCCUCGUCACCCGCAAGCACCGGCAGAGAGGUUAUGAAUACAAUGUGAAGAAAUAUGGAGAGAAGGAUGUAAAUCUUAAAGAAUUUACAGUUGACACAACAGAUCUGACUCAAUAUAAAAGUGAAGACAUCAGGCUGGAUUACAAAAACAACAUCCUGAAGGAGAAGGCUGAGCAAGCCAGAAGCUUCCCAGCAAAGAACAUUGAUUUAGACAAAGAUUUCAGGAAGGAAUAUUGUAAAUGAAGACACUCCCAAGCUGCUGGCUGGACCAGAAGCUUCAAUCAAAGAUAGAUAAAUGGAAGAGAUGCCUUUUCUUAAUAUCAUGUUCCUCCAGUUACCAUAGAUUUUGUCACAUAGACUUUGUCCCCAGUGAGCACAAGGGUAUUUGCAAAUGCUUCUUGAAAGAGUUAGACCGACUGUCCUGUGUGUACUUUUGGUGGGUUUGGGUUGCCUUUUCUUCUUCUGUCUCCCAAUCCUUCAUUUCCCUUUUCUUUCUUGAUAUUAUUGUUGGGUUUAUGCAUCAAUGAAUUUUAUGAGCUGAAUCAGCAGACCUUUUGCUUUGAUGUUACUGCCUUAAAUAAACCAACCUGCAUCACUAA
Molecule: messenger RNA, 2087 nt
Organism: Tyto alba (common barn owl)
Lineage: Eukaryota; Metazoa; Chordata; Aves; Strigiformes; Tytonidae
Gene: MXRA8
Product: matrix remodeling associated 8
Exons: 9
Coding region: 523-1731 (402 amino acids)
Biological process (GO): cell adhesion; establishment of glial blood-brain barrier
Cellular component (GO): cell surface; membrane
Source: RefSeq, a predicted model, not a curated record